AUGUACUUUAAAGGAAUAUGGAAUGAGAAGUUUGAUACUUCGGUAACGAAAGACAGUGACUGUUACCUUUUAAAUGGUAGCUCCGUCAAAGUUCCCUUCAUGACCUCCUAUAAGAAACGGUAUAUUGGAGAUUUUGAUGGUUAUAAAGUUCUUUAUCUUCCUUAUAAUCAAGGCAAAGAUGAGUGUCAAUUCUCUAUGUAUAUUUUUCUUCCAGAUGCAAAAGAUGGGUUGUCAACCUUGGUUGAGAAGCUGGCUUCUGAAUUUGAGUUACCAGAACACAAUCUUCCUCUCAUUAAAAAAGUGGCGGUAGGUGAGUUCAAGAUUCCAAGAUUCAAUAUUUCGUUUGGAAUUGAAACUACUAAUACGAUGAAGGAGUUAGGAGUGAUUUUACCUUUCUCUGCUGGAGGUUUUACAAAAAUUGUGGAUUCUUCUUUUGAGGGUGAAAACCUAUAUGUUUCCAACAUAUUUCACAAAUCUUUCAUUGAAGUAAAUGAAGAAGGCACUGAAGUUGCUGCAUUCACUACUUAUAAAAAAAAGCAAAGUACACAGAAAGAAAUGUAUACAUCGAGAAGACUUUGUAGCUGA
Medicago truncatula (barrel medic) is the source of this 585-nucleotide messenger RNA. RefSeq names its product serpin-ZXA. The transcript has a single exon. Gene Ontology annotation, molecular function: serine-type endopeptidase inhibitor activity. NCBI's taxonomy places the organism in Eukaryota, Viridiplantae, Streptophyta, Magnoliopsida, Fabales, Fabaceae. The record is from RefSeq and is a predicted model, not a curated record. Bases 1 to 585 code for a protein of 194 amino acids.